This is a messenger RNA of Aspergillus puulaauensis, 1800 nucleotides long. RefSeq names its product Zn(II)2Cys6 transcription factor. Gene Ontology annotation, molecular function: zinc ion binding; DNA-binding transcription factor activity, RNA polymerase II-specific. The transcript has 6 exons. The coding region runs from base 1 to 1800 and encodes 599 amino acids. NCBI's taxonomy places the organism in Eukaryota, Fungi, Ascomycota, Eurotiomycetes, Eurotiales, Aspergillaceae. The record is from RefSeq and is a predicted model, not a curated record. Gene Ontology annotation, biological process: regulation of DNA-templated transcription.
AUGUCGGAGACCUUUUCCAGAAAGCUUGCCGCCAGCGCCAACCAGGGACCGCGUCAGUCCAGGUCUUGUAAAGUUUGCCGCGCUCGUAAGGUCAAGUGCGAUCGCGUGAGACCCUGCCACGCAUGUUGUACUCACGGAUACCCGUCCAAAUGCGUGUACGAAAUCGCUCCUGGCGAAGACUUCAAGCCGAUUUCCCAGCUCGAUGAGAUUCGCAACUUGCGUGCUGAAAUCAGGGAAUUGACGUCGAGACUCGAUGGCAGCUCGAGUCGGUCAAAUCGACGCUCAAAACAGCUGCACACUCUGUUUAAGACCGUCCGAUCUGCCCCUGAAAAUGUGGUAGACCGUCUUCUUACAGAAAUCAGAGGCUCUCACAGAGAGCCGCAUCGGCUGGUUGCAGCCCCUGAACCUUGGCAAGGCACCGAAGAAUAUAGUGAUAUCAGAGGCCCUGACGACGACGGCGAAUCCCCGGAGGCUACAGAUGACGAUUUGUCGCGCCUGAUGAUCCAACGCAGCUUUUCCCGCGAUUCUUCCUCAACAAGCGAUGACUCUGCCUACGGGUCUAUCUGUCGGAUGGACGCGAGCAAAUCCAUGCUUGAUGUUUUUAUUGAGCGAUUCGUUGACGCCUUUAGUCCCGAGGUUGACAUCAAGUCUGGGCAAGCCGGGGCGAUACGAAGGGCUGCCGAGAUCCGCAUGUUUUCGCCCAUCCUGAGCGAUGCCUUCGACUCGGUCAGUCAAGUCUUCUUCGGACGGUCUGUACAAAAUAAGUCGAUUGAAGUACAGGGUUUCUCGUAUUAUCCUCGUGUCCUACGAAGCUUGCAGGAGGCUUUGUUAGACUCUGAGCGAAGCAAGGCGGAGUCGACACUGGCUACUGUCAUAUUGCUGAUGGCGUUCGAGAGUGUCGAGCGUACUUCUCACGCAUCAGUAAUCGCACACGUAAAUGGCGCCGUGCGUUUGAUCGAGCACCGCGGCCCGGAAAACCAUAUGUAUGGCGUCGAGCACCUUCUAUUCACCGAGCUUCGUCCAUACUGGGUAUCUGCAUCUUUCAACCGCCGCGCCCCCUCCUUCCUUGCCCGAGAAGAGUGGAAAACAAUACCUUGGGCCGCUGGCACCACUCAAAAGAACAUCCUCCACUACCUACUAGACUUGGCAGUCGAAAUCCCAACCAUGCUAUCGCAAUCCGAUGAACUCGAAGCCGGAAUAAACACAGGUAUACUCAGUAAUCAUGAAAAGACGGUCAAGCAGGCGGCGUUAUGGAACGAACUCGGUGAUCUCACAAACCGGUUCGCCUUGUGGAAGAUCAACUGGGUGGAUGGUUAUCCAGAUGGCCCACCGCGGGAAGUUGAAGCCGGUGACGGGAGCCAGUUCCCCGUGUUUCACUUUCGCGACCUCCGCACGGGCGCGGUCGUUACACCCACAAAAUUCGAAUACCCCGACCUCCUUCUUAGCCAAACGAUGUGUAUAUAUUUCACCGUUCGUUUGAUAUUGUCGUCCGUCGACACGCGGCCUGCAGAUCGCGUCGGGCCGCUAGAGCAGUACGAUCUCGCGUGCGGCAUCUGCCGCAGCCUUGAGUGGUACAUUUUGAAGGCUCCCGGAAACAUGAUAAAUCGCCUCGCAUUCCCCGUUCGUGUCGCGUGGGAGGCGUUCCCGAGCGGUGGCCCCGAGCGCAGGUUCCUCUACGAUGUGUUGAAGUUGGUAGAGAAACGUCACUCCUUGGGUUUGUGGGGAAGUGACAUGGAGGAGCUGUCUCCGAGACAUGGGUCCCCUCCAAAGGCUAACUCGCCUCCGAGAACAGAAGCCUAG